GUCACUUAUAUUGCCAAAUCAUUAGGCUUUAUUAAAGAAAGGGUUGCUGCUGAAAGUGGACCACUUCUGUUACAGUGUUGCAUUAUAGAAAACUCUGUGCAAUGAAAACAAUGACAUCUGCUGCACUUUCAUUCAUACUUUUUCUCUGCUCUUUGAGCUACAGUUUGGCAUCCAAGCAGCAGGAUGUCUAUGAGGAUCUCUGGAAUUGGAACGUGGACAUCGCAAAAAAGACUCUCCAUGUCGACUUCCUGCAGCAAAUGCAAACCAACAGCCUGCAAGCUGAGCGCUACAUCAACUUCACCUUGCAGGACAUCAACUAUGUGCUAGAGGUUACCAAUAUGCUGAAGAUAAUGAGCAAGAAGGUCAGAAAACCGGAAGACAUCAGAGACUUCAUAACAGGAAGAUACACAAGUUACAAGUCAUUCUUGGACGUGUUACUUCAGCAAUAUUUCUUUAAGGAUACCCCUCCUAUCAAACCAACUCCAGCCAUGAAGAAAUAUCUGGAAACUUACCAUGCAGUGAUGAAGAAAGAUCCUAUCUACUUUGCUGUGGCUCUCCUGCCCUGCUCCAGGCUCUGGGUGUGGCUGGCUAACAAUCUGAACAUACCUGAAACCAAUGCCUACUACACAUGGAAAGUAGACAAUACGGGUGGCCACCCUGAAAAGCAUUACAAAGCUUUACUGAACAAAUAUCUAGACACAAAAAAAAAGAUAAAUACUGCCAAUGCGCUGUUCCGCAAGCAAAUGCAGAAUGAACAUGACUUCUUUGCCACUUCUUGAGUUGAUCAUAUUGUAAAUUUGGCAGGCUUAUCCUUUUUUCUACUCAACAGGUUUGUCCUUUACUUGAAUUAUAUAAAUAUGUUUAAUUAACAAACAGUUCAACUCUCACAAAAUUAGCUGCCACUUUUUUUAUUGCCUUUGUCAUUAAUGUUAAUGAUUUAAGUGAGCAAAGUUCUUGUUUUAAGGCUUAAGACAUGUUUUCAUUUUAAAAUGUAACAUUUGUGUAAUUAAAAAAGUAUAUAUUAAAAUACUUCAUAGUAUGCCUUACUAUGGACUAAAUCAUG
Messenger RNA from Pangasianodon hypophthalmus (striped catfish), 1063 nucleotides. RefSeq lists its product as uncharacterized. The transcript is spliced from 3 exons. The coding region runs from base 102 to 779 and encodes 225 amino acids. NCBI's taxonomy places the organism in Eukaryota, Metazoa, Chordata, Actinopteri, Siluriformes, Pangasiidae. Gene Ontology annotation, cellular component: cytosol. The record is from RefSeq and is a predicted model, not a curated record.